Chanos chanos (milkfish) is the source of this 1113-nucleotide messenger RNA. RefSeq names its product proteinase-activated receptor 3. Gene Ontology annotation, molecular function: thrombin-activated receptor activity. The coding region runs from base 1 to 1113 and encodes 370 amino acids. Gene Ontology annotation, cellular component: plasma membrane. The record is from RefSeq and is a predicted model, not a curated record. Gene Ontology annotation, biological process: positive regulation of Rho protein signal transduction; phospholipase C-activating G protein-coupled receptor signaling pathway; thrombin-activated receptor signaling pathway. NCBI's taxonomy places the organism in Eukaryota, Metazoa, Chordata, Actinopteri, Gonorynchiformes, Chanidae. The transcript has a single exon.
AUGUGGCACCAAACAGUCCAUAACAGUCUCCUUCACUCACCUGUAGAGAGGACCUCCAAGAAAGGGGGCAGAAAGAACAGUACAACAGAGUUGGCUGAUCCAAGGGCGUUCAGAGGAACUCGUGAGGAAGUGACACCCCUUUUUUUGCCCAACAGCACACAAACAGAACUACGCUCAUCCGUGGACAACCUGAAAUUGCAUAGCAAUAGUACGGAGGAGUACCUUAGAGGCUCUCUUAGCACACAGGUCAUUCCCAGCCUCUACAUCACAAUCAUCGUUACGGGAAUCCCGCCCAACGUUGCCAUCUUAGUGUUUCUGGUCGCCAACCUACGCAUGACCUCAUACGCUAUUUUGUAUUGCAGCCUGGCUUUGUCAGACCUGUUUCUACUGGUUAGCCUGAUUUUUAAAACUCAUUACCACUUCAAUGGCAACAACUGGGUCUUUGGUGAAAUUUCUUGCCGUCUGACCACUGCUUGUUUCUAUGGCAACCUCUACUGUUCGAUGUUCACGCUUACAUGCAUUAGUGUCAAGCGCUACCUGGCUGUGGUUCAUCCAUUUCUCUACAAGCGCCUCCCAAAACAUGCAGGUUCGACAUGGGCCAGUCUUACUGUUUGGGUCAUCUUUGCCAUGACAAUGCUACCUGAGCUCCUUAUUGACCAGAGUUACAAAAUUUCGAACCUGGAUAUAACCACAUGCCAUGAUGUUUUGCCAGAUAGCCAGCAAUUUACCAAACUGUGGAUAUCCUACAACCUAGGCCUUACGUGCAUUGGCUUCUUGCUUCCCCUGCUGGUAACGGUUGGUUGUUACGCCUCUGUCAUCUGGCAUCUGAACCAAUCACAGCUUGACUGGAGUGCUUACAUCAAGGCCAGUGGGAUAGUCUUUGUCAUCUUUCUCGUGUGCUUCAUGCCAAGCAGUUGCCUCCACUUCCUGCACUAUAUGGGACUGUACACAACUGGACAGGAGAAUUUCUAUGCCUACUUUAAUCUGGCAGUUUGUUUGUGCUGUCUUCACAGUUCCCUGGACCCCUUCCUAUUCCUCCUCAUGCCUUCAUCUGUAAGUUCAAAGCUCUACAUUAUGGGUCACAAAGGAAAGAAUCUCAUUUUGUCUUUGUAA